UGCCGCACUGACGCGGCCCACAAUCCAGCGCGCGAGCAGAGUUAACAUGGCGCGUGCGCUCACCGUCUCGAGCAGGGCCGAAAACAACAACAACAACAACAUCAGCGCCGGGAUACAUGGCGUUUAACGCGACGCCAAACCGUCACCGCUCCUUAUGAUCGUUCUCAGCAUGUACUGCUGAUCUACCGCACAUUUGUGAAUCUAGAAACCUUCAACCCAGAGCCCUUUGGGCUUUUCUUCAGUCUCGUCCGGAGAGAAGUGGAGUGGCAUGGAGGACCCCAAAAGCCCCGUGAAGGUGGUCAAACCUUCUCGCUCGAGUGUGGGCAAGGCGCCGUCCUCCAAACCCCAAAGGGAGAGCAUGAAAGUCACCAGCCGAUGCAAAGACGGCGUCCCCAGGGUGAAAGAGGAGAUCCAGGGCGGCCAUAGCUGUGGCAGGACGUGCACCGGCAGCCCUCAGGAGCAGGGUAAGGGCAAAACCCGCAGGCUGACGGGCAGAACUAAUUCUGGCGAGAGGGGGAGAGGGAAGCCCCAGCCCAGUGAGGCCCGCCAGCAGCCACAGGAGAAGAAAACUCCGGUCCGAAACAGUGGACCAGCCAAGGAUGGGGGAGCAACACUGCUGACCAGCACAGGAGAGGAGAGCUCAACACACAACAACACCAUCGCAGCUACAGAGAAGAUACCUGGUGUGGAGAUCUCAGGCAGACAGAGGGUUGAAGUCGCAGCAGAGGUCGUGGAGGUGGGAAACCUGACCUCUGACCAACAGCUGGGACUCAAACAGGCGGAGGAGAGGCUGCAGAGAGACUACAUCCACCGGCUGCUCAAGCCGUCUCCGGAGUACCCGAAUUUCCAGUAUCUAUGCAAACUGUGUUCAGUCCACGUGGAGAAUAUCCAGGGUGCUCACAAGCACAUUAAAGAGAAACGUCACAAGAAGAACAUCAUGGAAAAGCAGGAGGAAAAUGAGUUGAGAGCGCUUCCUCUUCCCUCUCCGGCCCAAUUGAGGGCGCUAGACUCCGCCGUGCUGGAGGCAGCAGAGGUGCACGGCAUCUCAGAGGAAGACUUUGCAUUGAGACAAGCCGUGGUGCUCCGGAUGGAGGUUAUUAUACGUAAACAACUCACAGCGUGCUCUCUCCGUCUUUACGGCUCCUGCUUCACCCGCUUCGCCUUUAAAACGAGUGACAUUAACAUCGACGUCUCUUACCCCUCAACUAUGACUCAACCUGAUGUGCUGAUCCAGGUGCUGGAGAUCUUAAAGAACAGCGUGGAGUUUGCCGAGGUGGAGUCUGAUUUUCAUGCCAAAGUCCCUGUUGUUUUCUGCAGAGAUGUGGCGAGUGGGUUAAUGUGCAAAGUGAGCGCAGGAAAUGAUGUUGCGUGCCUCACCACCAAUCACCUUGCGGCUCUGGCCAGACUGGAGCCAAGGCUUGUGCCUCUGGUGCUGGCCUUCCGUUACUGGGCCAAUCUGUGCCACAUCGACUGUCAGGCGGAGGGAGGAAUCCCAUCCUACUCGCUGUCUCUGAUGGUCAUAUUCUUCCUUCAACAGAGAGCAAAGCCCGUCCUGCCCGUUUAUCUAGGACAUUGGAUCAAAGGCUUUGAUGUGAAGCGUGUGGAUGAGUUUCACCUGACGGGGAUGGAGUCGGGCACAUUCGUGGGUUGGGAGCACAGACCCGCUCCUGCUGGCGAGGGCCGCAUGGACGGCAAAGCCAAACCUGAACCCAAAACCCACACGGAGAAGAAAGAGAAGAAGGUCGAAUACAUUAAGGGCAAGUCCCGUCUGAUGCUGGAGGAAACGGUGAGCGCGUCUCUGGGGCAGCUGUGGCUGGAGCUCCUGCGCUUUUACACGCUGGAGUUUGCGCUGGAGGAGCACAUCAUCAGCAUCCGUCUGAGAGAGCUGCUGCCGCGAGAGCUCAAGCACUGGCCUCGCCGCAGACUCGCCAUUGAGGAUCCGUUUGCGUUGAAGAGGAACGUGGCUCGCAGUCUGAACAGUCAGAUGGUGUUUGAGUACAUCCAGGAGCGUUUCCGCAUGGCCUACAAGUACUUCGCCUGUCCUCAGAGCAGGAACGGAGCGAACAUCAGCCGCGGCUUACUGAUGAAGAAAUCCCGGCGCCACGGCAGAGCGCUCUCGCAUGGCCGUGACGACAGCCUGGAACGAAAGAACCGGGAGGAGCGGAGGAGCGGCGAGGAGGACGGAGACAGCAGUGAUGAUGAGGAAGAGAGGGAUAUAGAGGAAGAGGAGAGGCUGAGAGCAGGGUUCACCGAGCUCCUGGUGAGUGAUGGUGGGAUGAAUGCCGGAUGUGAAGCCACAGCUGUGUCUCCUUCCAUCCUGAACGGCCUGCUGAUGGACAGCGAUGAUGAGGAGGAGGAGGAGGAUGAUAAAGAUCAAGAGAUGGAGGAACAGGACAGUAUUGCUCCAGAAGACAUGCACUACAUCUUUGACAGGAUGAUCUUCACGGGAGGAAAGCCGCCAACGGUCGUGUGCAGCAUCUGCAAGCGAGAUGGCCACCUUAAAGACGAUUGCCCUGAAGACUUCAAGAAGAUCGAGCUGAAUCCUCUGCCGCCCAUGACCGAGCGCUUCAGAGAAAUCCUGGACGGACUCUGCAUGCUGUGUUACCAUGAGUUGUCGCCAACUCUCGGAGAGCAGCAGAAGCGGGAGCAGAUUCUAGCCAGUCUGGAGCACUUCAUUAGAAAAGAGUACAAUGAUAAGGCCCAGCUCUGUCUGUUUGGUUCUUCUAAGAACGGCUUUGGCUUUCGUGACAGUGACCUGGACAUCUGUAUGACACUGGAGGGUCAUGACACCGCUGAGAAACUGAACUGUAAGGAGAUCAUAGAGGGUUUAGCAAAGGUGCUGAAGAAACACACAGGUCUAAGGAAUAUCUUGCCUAUCACAACUGCUAAAGUGCCUAUAGUGAAGUUUGAACACAGGCAGAGCGGACUGGAGGGAGACAUCAGCCUCUACAACACACUGGCCCAACACAACACCCGGAUGCUGGCCACAUAUGCUGCUAUAGACCCUCGUGUGCAGUAUCUGGGCUACACUAUGAAAGUAUUUGCCAAGCGCUGUGACAUUGGCGAUGCCUCCAGAGGGAGUCUCUCCUCCUAUGCUUACAUCCUCAUGGUGCUGUAUUUCCUACAACAGAGACAACCACCAGUCAUCCCUGUGUUACAAGAGAUAUUUGAUGGGAACAUUGUUCCUCAGAGGAUGGUGGACGGCUGGAACGCGUUCUUCUUCGAUGACCUUGAUGAGCUGCGGCGACGUCUCCCGGAGCUCCAUCAGAAUAAGGAGUCGGUCGGGGAGCUGUGGCUCGGCCUGCUGCGCUUCUACACUGAAGAGUUUGAUUUUAAAGAGCAUGUCAUCUCCAUCCGACAGCGCAAGCGCCUCACCACCUUCGAGAAACAGUGGACGUCCAAAUGCAUCGCAAUCGAAGAUCCCUUUGACUUGAAUCACAAUCUCGGGGCUGGUGUCUCUCGCAAAAUGACUAACUUCAUCAUGAAGGCCUUCAUCAAUGGCAGGAAGCUGUUUGGCACCCCAUUUUACCCUCAGCCUGGAACCGAGCCCGAUUACUUCUUUGACUCAAAGGUGCUGACAGACGGUGAAUUGGCUCCUAAUGACCGCUGCUGUCGGAUCUGUGGGAAGAUCGGUCACUAUAUGAAGGACUGCCCAAAGAGGCGCAGAAUGAAGAAAAAGGAGAACGAGCGAGAGGAUGAGAUCAGGGAGGAGGACAGGGAACCCAGAGAAAGACGCUGUUUUCAGUGUGGCGAUAUGGGUCACGUGAGGAGAGACUGUCCUGAUUACAAACACCUCCGUCAGAGAGGAGCACCCGGACCCGUACCUCACAUGGUCCGGGCCAUGGCGAGCUCUCAGUCCAUCCCCAUUCCUCAAGGUGGUUCGGUCCAGGAGCGGGUCGGCCGAAACAGGCAGCCUUCUGAAUGUUCUGAUACGCGUCAGACUCCUCCGUACUCCCCUCAGCCGUCUCCGUACAGCCAGGCCUCCGUCUCUCCCCAGAACAGCAAGCCUUCCUCUGCAUCCUCUACCUCCUCCACCCUGUCCAAACCCUCCCAACCGCAGCAGCAGGUUCCCCAGGUCCAACUUCCCAUCUUCAGCUUCCCUCACUCCCACCCGGGCCAGUACCACGCUGGGCUCUCUGCACUGGGCCUUCUGCCCGCCCACCCCCAGCAGCCGCCCCUGACCUCGCCCUCCUGGCCCAUCCACGGCCCUCUCAUCCAGGGCUCCGGGGCGCCCAACGCCUCCGGCCACCCGUCCUCUCCGGGCCUGAAGUUUGCCGUCCGAGGUGGCGGUGGAAACGGAGGCGGGCAGGCUGUGAAUCCCGCCCCCAUGAACCUGAAUGACCCCAGCAUCAUCUUUGCUCAGCCGUCGGCGGGGCGGGUGGCUGGUGGAGUGGGCGGCCUGGGCAGAGAAAGGGGGCACCCCUGGCACAAUCACCAUCUCAAUCCGGGGCCACUGGUGGGAAAUGGCACAGUAAACAAGACAGAUCCUAAUUUCCCAUCUCAGUUUGGAGGUGUGAGUCCGGGCUCUCGAUCCUGGGAGCACGGCGGUGCUGCUCCAUAUUCCCUGUCUCCAUCCUUCAUGCCCUACCGUCUGCCACCCUACCUGCAGCAGCCCAACAAACCCUUCAUCUCACAAGGUUCUGUGGUGGCAAAUCAACAUUACCCGCUUAUUCAACACGGCCGGCAUGGCAAUCUCAACUACAUUCAGCAGAAGAAAUGAAGAAAAGACACUUUACUUUGUAAACCAAUGCCCAAGGUCCUUAUAGAAAAAAGACUAACUUUGCAUCAUUUGGUCAUUUGGAAACUUUUUAAAAUGGAUUUUAUCGUUUUUGUACAGUUUUUAUGUUUUAUUUUCCUUUUAUUUCUCUGUGUGUAUCAUCACAUUGAUUUGUGAUACAAAAUGUCAAAUAUUUUAAUACCCCUAUUUUUGGAGGGGUCCAAAAAAGUGUUUUUAUUUUAUGUGUAAAAUAAGGAUUUAAAAUGUAUUCACUUUAUUUUUAUUAGCCGUAUUCCUAUUUUGCUUGCAUAAGGACAAAGGCUUUAGAUAGGAAAAACAAACAUAACAACCCAAUAAGACAAUUAUGUAGUGCCAAAAUCUUCCCUAUAGCAAACCAAAAAAAAAAACAGACAAAAAAAGAGCAGAAAAAAAAAAUCAAGAAAAGACCAAAAAAAUAAAUAAAGAAAAAGCAAACCAA
Messenger RNA from Megalobrama amblycephala (Wuchang bream), 5195 nucleotides. RefSeq names its product terminal uridylyl transferase 4 (gene tut4). The transcript has 30 exons. The record is from RefSeq and is a predicted model, not a curated record. Gene Ontology annotation, molecular function: RNA uridylyltransferase activity; nucleic acid binding; zinc ion binding. Lineage: Eukaryota; Metazoa; Chordata; Actinopteri; Cypriniformes; Xenocyprididae. The coding region runs from base 269 to 4720 and encodes 1483 amino acids.